GGAUAGGUUAGCCUACAUGUUGAUUGACAACUUAUCACAAUUUUGAAAGUUUUUAAAUUUCAAAAUAAAUUUACUUUUAAUUCUUCUACAAAGUUGAUAUGUUUAUGUGAAUUGAAUAAGGUGGACCAUUUAACUACGAAAUGUUCUAUAAAGUUUAUUUUAUACUUCUUUGCCUAGUUACUAGACGAUGUCUGGAUUGUGUUUCAGAUUUCAAUUUAUACUGCAGCAAACAUGGAGCAAAGGAUCAAAUACAACUAUCCAAUCAAGGAGAAAUUUGACAAAACCAGAGUUUCAGCCGCGCGAUUUAUACAAGUGGAUUACUUCUAAUAACAAAGAGGCUAACCAUUCUGUUCAGACAGGUGUACCCCAGGGUUCCACACUUGGACCUAUACUCUUCAUUAUUUAUACUAAUGACUUGCCAGCUGCUAUAAGUAAUGGAGAUAUUUUAAGGCUUUUAUGUUUGCUGAUGAUCUGGCAGUCCAGGUUAAGUGUGAAAAGAUUUUUACCAAUUUGAAUGUAUUGGGGCAGAUUAAUGCAACUAUUGAGGACUGGACAGCUGCUAACUUUCUUGGUCUCAAUAAAGAUAAGACCCAGUUGUUAGAUUUUGACUUUGGUUGUAAGACAGAUAUUAGUUAUGUCAAAUUUCUUGGCAUCACAUUGCAGAGUAAUAAGAAAUGGGAAAAUCAUAUUUUUUCAUUGGGUAAGAAAAUAUCUAGAGGCAUUUUCAUGUUAUGUAGAUUAAGAAAUAUUGUUAGCAUUGAUGUGUUGGUAGCUGUAUAUUAUGCUUACAUUCAGUCACACCUGUUGUAUGGUAUUUUGGCAUGGGGGAGAGAUACCAAUAUGAAGAAACUUUUUGUUGUACAAAAAAGGGCCAAAAGGAUCAUUUGUAAAGUAGAUAGUAGAGCACAUUGUCGACCUCUGUUUAAAAAACUUAAUAUUAUGAACUGCCUGUAUAACUGCCUGCUAAUAUUAAAGAAUGUGAUAUUAAUAGUUUUAAGUUUUCCGUUAAAAAGAUUCUAAUUGACUGCUGUCCAUAUGGUUAUGAGGAUUUGUGGUGAUGUCUGUGUAUUUUCUUAACUGUGAUAUAACUGUUUUAAAAAUGUU
Nilaparvata lugens (brown planthopper) is the source of this 1104-nucleotide messenger RNA. RefSeq lists its product as uncharacterized. The transcript is spliced from 3 exons. The coding region runs from base 188 to 514 and encodes 108 amino acids. Lineage: Eukaryota; Metazoa; Arthropoda; Insecta; Hemiptera; Delphacidae. The record is from RefSeq and is a predicted model, not a curated record.